GAAACGUGAUUGUCAUCGAUCACAGUAUUCCCCCAACUGGAGUUCGAAACGAAACCACAACACAAGCAGAGAACAACGACCUUCGUCUCCGCGACUCUCUCUCUCUCUCUCCGCCGUUCACGGCCACCCCUCCGCCGCCGACCACCACGAUUGCCGGUUUGGCUACAAAAGAUUGGAGAAUAUAUGUGUUUGAGGAUUUGGAAGAAGCAGGUUAAUCAUUUUUAAUGUUAUGUGCAUUAUUAAAGCUUGAAGGAUUGAAGAAGAUUAAUUAGAAAUAGAGAAAUGAGUGCAAAGGUUACAUUCAAAUUCAUGAAGGAAUGUUUGAGUCGGAAGCUUAAAUCUGUUGGUGCUCUUGGAGUUGGGGCUUCCAGACAUUACUGUACCGCUUCUUCAUCUUCUACCGCUGAAGCUGCUCCCAAAAUCCCACACUCUUCCAAGAAAGGGAGAUUAUUGACAGGUGCCACAAUAGGCCUACUCAUAUCUGGAGGAGCUUAUGUGAGUACUGUGGAUGAAGCAACUUUCUGUGGUUGGCUGUUCUCAGCAACAAAACUUGUGAAUCCAUUCUUUGCUCUUCUGGAUGCAGAGGUUGCUCACCAAUUAGCUGUUUCAGCUGCUGCUCGUGGAUGGGUUCCUAAGGAGAAAAGGCCAGAUCCAUCAAUAUUAGGACUAGAAGUUUGGGGAAGGAGGUUCACCAAUCCUAUAGGUCUUGCUGCUGGUUUUGAUAAAAAUGCCAAGGCAGUUGAGGGCUUACUUGGGUUAGGUUUUGGUUUUGUGGAAGUUGGCUCUGUAACUCCUGUUCCACAGGAGGGAAAUCCAAAGCCUCGUAUCUUCAGAUUGCGGCAGGAAGGUGCUAUAAUCAAUAGGUGUGGUUUCAAUAGUGAAGGUAUUGUUGCUGUUGCAAAGUCUUUGGGUGCCCAGCAUGGGAAGAGGAAGUUGGAUGAAACUUCUAGCACUUCACCUCCCUCCAGUGAAAAAGUCAAACAUGGAGGGAAAGCUGGUCCUGGAAUACUUGGGGUGAACCUUGGAAAGAAUAAGACAAGUGAAGAUGCAGCUGCAGAUUAUGUUCAAGGGGUUCAUACAUUAUCCCAGUAUGCUGAUUAUUUGGUAAUUAACAUUUCAUCACCUAAUACCCCUGGACUGCGCCAGCUUCAGGGAAGAAAACAAUUGAAGGACCUUGUUAAGAAGGUUCAAGCUGCUCGUGAUGAAAUGCAAUGGGGUGAGGAAGGCCCACCUCCAUUGCUUGUGAAAAUUGCUCCGGAUCUGUCUAAACAGGACCUUGAAGAUAUUGCAGCGGUUGCUCUCGCUCUCCGUGUGGAUGGAUUGAUUAUAUCAAAUACAACCAUUUCAAGACCAGAUCCUGUGAGUAAAAACCCUAUUGCCGAAGAAGCUGGCGGAUUAAGUGGGAAGCCUCUCUUCCCAUUGUCCACCAAUAUCCUGAAGGACAUGUAUGUUCUGACGAAGGGAAAGAUUCCUUUGAUUGGCUGUGGAGGUGUCAGCAGUGGUGAGGAUGCAUACAAGAAGAUACGAGCUGGAGCAAGUCUUGUUCAGCUCUAUACAGCAUUUGCGUAUGGGGGACCUGCCCUUAUACCUGAAAUAAAGGCUGAGCUGGCCAGAUGCUUAGAAAGGGAUGGUUUCAAGUCUGUCUAUGAGGCAGUUGGAGCAGAUUGCCGGUAAUUUUGAUCUAUUCACAUUGCUUUCCAUGUGGGAUCGAGCGGUGACCAUGUUUUAUUAUCCCUAAAAACCACAACAUGGAAGAAGAAUUUUUAUGUAUCUAUGUUAUUUGUUGAGUAAAACUCUCUCUUCAUGGUUCAUCUUUUAUUUAAUUUUUCCCUUAAUUUUUGUUGGGAAGGGAUGUUUUUAAUGUGCGACAUCGGGAGCAAAUUUUGAAGUUAUUCAUCUUGGGAGAAAAUUUUGUAGUUGUUUAUUUUGGUUGGCAUUUUCUUUUUUGCUAAUAUUUAAUGUGACAUAAGAGAUUGAACAUUUGUAGUAGCUAUGUUUGGAUCUCAAAUUUAUUGGUAUAAAUGAAAUGAUGGGAAAAUUAACUAUUGGUAUCCAUUCA
This is a messenger RNA of Camellia sinensis, 2059 nucleotides long. Its product is annotated as pyrimidine d. Lineage: Eukaryota; Viridiplantae; Streptophyta; Magnoliopsida; Ericales; Theaceae. Gene Ontology annotation, biological process: pyrimidine ribonucleotide biosynthetic process; 'de novo' pyrimidine nucleobase biosynthetic process. The record is from RefSeq and is a predicted model, not a curated record. Gene Ontology annotation, molecular function: dihydroorotate dehydrogenase activity. Gene Ontology annotation, cellular component: cytoplasm; mitochondrial inner membrane.